Molecule: messenger RNA, 2416 nt
Organism: Anolis carolinensis (green anole)
Lineage: Eukaryota; Metazoa; Chordata; Lepidosauria; Squamata; Anolidae
Gene: slc25a39
Product: solute carrier family 25 member 39
Exons: 13
Coding region: 314-1381 (355 amino acids)
Biological process (GO): mitochondrial transmembrane transport
Cellular component (GO): mitochondrion
Source: RefSeq, a predicted model, not a curated record
AGCCGCAGUCUCCAUUGGCCAAUCCGAAAACAGCUCCUCAGGGCGAGGGGCGGGCCGUUUGGCUGGCCGGCCGACCGACAGGGCCUGUUUCUUAGCAGCGGACCGACCUUUGAUUCCCCCUCCGAAGAAAGUAGGCGGCAAAUGGGCUUCCUUGGAGGAGGCAUUGCCGCUCCUCUUCUUCUCCAGGCUCUCCUGGAGGCCUCCGCCGCUGGGCCGGGGGAGAAGGCCGCAGGCGCGCACAUGGCAACGCUGAGUACGUGAGCGAAGGAACCAUCUUCUUCUCUGAAUAGAACGGCAAAAGGUGAACUGCAUAAUGGCUGAAAAUUCAUCUGUAUGUAUGGCGGGCAUCACCCCUGUCCAGCAAAUGUUGGCAUCUGGGACAGGGGCCCUCUUCACCUCUCUGUUUGUUACACCCUUGGAUGUAGUAAAGAUCCGACUACAGGCUCAAAGGACACCAUUCUCCAAAGUGUUGUCAGUACAGUCUAUACCGUGGAGCAUUCAGCAGGCCAGAUGGAAAUGUUUCCUUUACUGCAAUGGCCUGAUGGACCACUUAUAUGUGUGUCAGAACGGCAAUGGCUGCACUGCCUGGUAUAAGGCCCCAACUCAAUUCACUGGCACUUUGGAUGCUUUUGUGAAGAUAAUACGCCACGAGGGCAUUCGAUCCUUAUGGAGUGGCCUGCCACCCACCCUAGUGAUGGCUGUUCCUGCCACUGUGAUCUACUUCACUAGUUAUGAUCAACUACGUGAUUUUUUACAUUCUAAGAUGGAUAGCCAAAGGCGCUACAUCCCACUAGUGGCUGGAGCUGUUGCUCGAUUGGGUGCAGUAACUGUGAUCAGCCCCUUGGAGCUUAUCCGAACAAAGAUGCAGUCCCGCCAGCUGACCUACCAAGAGCUGCGUGUGUGCAUCCAAUCUGCUGUGGCCCAGGAUGGAUGGCUGUCCCUCUGGAGGGGCUGGGGACCCACAGUAUUGCGGGAUGUUCCCUUCUCAGCUUUGUACUGGUUUAAUUAUGAGCUGGUGAAAGAUUGGCUUUGUAGUCAAUUCCGUCUUGACAAGGCCACCUUCAUGACCAGCUUUGCUGCUGGUGCAAUUUCCGGGACGGUGGCGGCUGUCCUGACAUUGCCCUUUGAUGUAGUGAAGACCCAAAGGCAGAUUGAGCUGGGAAACAUGGAAACAGUUCAAGUUAACACUCCCAGAUCCUCAUCUACAUGGCUGCUUAUGCAGAGAAUUCGAGCAGAAUCUGGCACCCGAGGACUCUUUGCAGGUUUCAUGCCUCGUGUCAUCAAAGUGGCCCCAGCCUGUGCAAUCAUGAUCAGCACAUAUGAAUUUGGCAAGACUUUCUUCCAGAAACUGAAUCGGGAGCGGCAACUAAGCAGCUUGUGAGGUCCAGGAAAAGAGCCUCGAUUGACAUCCUCCAGAUGGACCAAAAUCAUGCUGAUGGCAGGAGUGUGCAGACUUCAACAGAGGCAAGGAAAGGAAACAAGGGAUUGUGAAUUUAGGCACUAGAAAAGAAGCAUGCAGCAGAGAUCUCUAUCAGUCAAGAAACAUUUUGCUCACUUAUUCCUAUAGGCUCUGUCUCAUGACAAUCCCAGGUGCCUUCUAGCUGGUUUUUGCCCUACCAUAUUUUUCCUUCAUCCUCAUCUUAAAACCAUAGUGAACUCUUGCCCUUGGGAUGUUGCAGCUUAGGGGCCUAUUCUGUAUCUAUUGCUAGAGCAGGAGUUCUACCCAGCAUUUUUCCUCUUUUCCCCCAAACAAAAGAUUCAGAUGCAGGAGGAGGUGAAAGGAAAAAAAAAAGAGAGGGAGAAGCACAUUGACUGGCAUUCCAAAAUGAGAAGAUCUUUCCAUGAAACAACAUUUUCCUUCAUCUUCUGUUGCUGCCUUUUUGUGGGCCUCCAAAGAGUUUAUAUUGCUGAACAAGAGACAGACUUCUCAAUCCCUGCCUUAAUUUUAAAAUUGUCUUGUCCUGCAUUGUCUGUUGUUCCCUCACAUAACCUAUUCAGCGCAUGAUGGAUACUGCUGGCUCAAGUUGUAACUCCACACUGGACUUUUCUGGGAUCCUGGACAAAAAACACUGGUUUUGAAAGCUCAGGAUCCACCCAGCCCUUCUCUUGACACCACACGAACUGCCUGAACUCUAACUCUUCACGCCUUAGUUGAUGGGUACCAUGGAGGGGAAGGAUGUAAACUUUUCCCCCACCCCCUUCCAGAACACCUUCUAAGUCAAAGCAGGGAAUGAAAUCUAUAACAGACCAAGGUUUGGUUUGUUGCUAGGGACUUUUGUGUAGCAUUUUAAAGCACAUAUUACCUGUACUCCUUUCCAUGCUGUGAAAUUAUGUGCCUGUUGGUUAUGUUCUUGUGGAAGGGGAAAUGCUAAACACUUGUUUCUUAAAUAAAAGCCUCUUUUUAAAAAAUCAGAAA